AUGGAGGACUUGGAAAACAAUACUACUGUCUUCUCCACCCUGAGGUCUCUCAACAACUUCAUUGCACAGCGUGUGGAGGGGGUGUCUGGGCUGGCUACGCCAGGAUCAUCGCAAAGCUCUUUGCAAAUGCAGUACCAGCAGAGGGUGCAGUUGGAAGAACAAGCUGGGCAGAUCCAUUCCAAAUCUCAGCUCCUGCAGGUGGAACGAGAGAAGAUGCAGAUGGAGCUUAGCCACAAAAGAGCUCGCAUUGAGCUAGAGAAGGCAGCUAAUACUAAUGCCAGGAACUAUGAGCGAGAGGCUGACCGUAACCAGGAACUGCUCACACGCAUAAAGCAGUAUCAGGAAAGGGAAAUGGAAGCUGAAAAUAAACUGAAAGAACAAAUGGAGAUGAACAAAUCCUAUAAAAAGAGCAUGGAGACCAUGAGCAAGAAGCUGCAAGAGAAGGAGAGCAAAUUAGCUGAAGCUAAUGAAACGAUCACUGUAUUAAAAGGGAAAAUAUCUGAGCUGCAAUGGAAUAUAAUGAAUCAAGAGAUGCAGAUGACAAGCCAAGACUCUCAGAAGCAGGAGCUGAUGGAACAGCUGGAAGUUCAACACAAAAAAUGGCAAGAAGCUAGUCAGCAAAUCCAGACACUGCAAGCAAGCCAAUCCCUGCUGGCAGAAUAUGAACAGAAGAUUAAGGAUCUGGAACAGAAGCUUUCCCAGCAGGAACAUGAUGCUUUAAUUGUCAAGAACAUGAAGGCAGAGCUGGCCCGCUUCCCAAAAAUGGAGCGAGAAUUGCGCCAGCUCAGGGAGGAAAAUGCCUAUUUCAGGGAAAUGAAAGAAAACAAUGGAUUGCUUAAAGAGGAGGUGGAAGGUCUGCAAAGGAAGCUGGAACGCUAUGAGAAACUCCAAGCACAGCUGGUGACCCUGGAAUUGGAGAAUGAGAAACUUCUGGGAAAAUUAAAAAGCUGGGAGAAACUGGACCAGAGCACUGGCUUAAAUAUCAGGACACCUGAUGAUCUCUCAAGGCAAAUUGUGGCUCUGCAACAAAGGGAGCUUGUGCUGAAAGAACAGAACUCCACCAUCACAAACAGUGCCAGAAUACUGGAGAAGGCCCGGCAGCAGCUACAGGAAGAAAUAAUACGGGUUCAGAGCCAGCUGCUGGAUGAGAAGAAGAAGCGUGAGCAGCACGAAGCCCUGGUCAGGCGGCUGCAGAAGCGUGUGCUGCUGCUCACCAAGGAGCGGGAUGGAAUGAGAGCAAUCCUGGAGUCGUACGAUAGCGAGCUGACGCCUUCAGAGCACUCGCCCCAGCUGAACCGGCGGAUGCGUGAGGCAGAGGAAAUGGUACAGAAGUUGCAUGCUCAUAACGCUGAGCUGGAGGUUCAGCUGUCUCAAGUUCUAGAAGAAGUGGGAAACCAGAAGCAAAGAGCAGAUAUGCUGGAGGUGGAGAUGAAGGUCCUGAAGUCUCAGGAGUGCACAGCUGACCAAAGUGUCUUCGUCACUAAGGAGGAAGUUGACGCGCUCAGGCUGAAAAUUGAAGAGCUGGAAGCUGAACGCAGCAAGCUGGAAGGGGAGAACAGAGCUCUGGAAAUGAAACUGGAGAAGCUAACUCUGCAGGGUGACUAUGACCCCAGCAAAACCAAAGUUCUUCAUUUCAGCAUGAACCCGGCGAGCCUGGCUAAGCAGCAGCGCAAGGAGGAGCAGCAGCAGCUCCAGGAGGAAUGUGAGCGGCUGCGGGAGCUUGUGCGAGUGCUGGAAGGAGGUGGCUCCAUCCCGGAGAAGCUGGAAGGGGUUGGCGGUUUCCAGUCACCACAAGAAAUUGCAGAGCUGAAGAAGCAAGUGGAAAGUGCAGAACUAAAAAACCAGCGUCUGAAAGAAGUUUUUCAGACGAAGAUCCAGGAGUUUCGCAAGGUGUGCUACACGCUAACGGGGUACCAGAUUGACAUCACGACUGAGAACCAGUAUCGACUCACUUCGAUUUAUGCCGAGCACCAAGGGGACUGCCUGCUCUUUAAGGCCUCCAGCUCCUCUGGUGGGAAAAUGCAGCUUCUGGAAACCGAGUUCUCUCGAACCAUCCGGGAGCUCAUUGAACUCCACCUGCUUCGCCAGGACAGCAUCCCAGCCUUCCUCAGCGCCCUCACCCUUGACCUUUUCAGCCGCCAGACCAUCGCUUAGCUUGCACCGGUCCCACCAACACCCACCAGCCAGGCGAGCAGCACCCCUGGACAGGAUAGUGACUCACCCCUGGUGUUCAUAAGGUAGCGAGGACAAAUUUUCCGCUCCCACCCUUAAGCCAUGACAUUGAGUGGCUUUUGUCUUUUGGGGAACUCCUUCUCCCCUCUUCUUCUAUGCUGAUUCCCUAACCCCCACCUGCUUCCUCAUGCUCUUUUGAAAAGCAACAUCUGCCUCAUAUGGAAGAGCAAAUCUAGCUCUAUCCCAGGGCUCUCCUGUGCCAAACCACACAUGUGAACUGUAAAAUGUGUUUAAACUCCCCGAAGUGUCUUACCGUCUCUCUGGGAAGUAGGUGGGAACUGCUGGUUUAAGGAGCCACAGCCUUGCUAUUCACAGCUUUUCCCAAGAGGAUCCUCCAAAUCAGGGCCCCAGCAGACAAACAAAACAUGGGUGUUUAGGAAGGCUGGUGUUCCCUGGCCCCAUGGUUAAUGAAUUGUCCUCUCCUAACAGGAGCAAAGGGGUUAGUCCCUGAAGAUAGGGCACUGGUGAAGGAUCAGAGUCAUGAGUUAGCAAGUUCAUUUCAAAAACCUCCUGCUCUCACAAAAAGCUCAUCACUCAGCAGGGUUGAAAUUAUUUUCAAGAUAUUGCCUCUAAUUACCUGAGUCUAAGCCCCAGAGUGCCAGCCCCAGGUCUGCUGUCACUCAGCACACAAGCACAAGCAUUAGUGGACUUUUGAAGACUCUAUACCUGUAUUGACACCUCUCUGUCACAUGGUGUGCUCCAGUGUCAUGGAUGUGCUUUUUGUUCCUCACCAAGACUCUUGGGUUAUCUCAGGAAUGCAGAUGGUGGGAGGGAUCUCCUCAAGGUGCAUUCACUUUACUGCUGGUUUUAGCCCGCUGCCUGUGACCAGGCUGUGGGUAUCUGCCCACCUUGCUGGGAGUGUCCCCCUUCCCUUGGAAGUGUUUCUCCUCUGUGGAGGAUACAGCACCCACUGAAGUCUGACAUCUUGUGUUGCAAUGGAGAUACCCCUUUUAUCCUAAGAAUAAAGUGU
Messenger RNA from Struthio camelus australis, 3202 nucleotides. The record is from RefSeq and is a predicted model, not a curated record. Lineage: Eukaryota; Metazoa; Chordata; Aves; Struthioniformes; Struthionidae.